AGAGAGAGAGAGCGGCGGCGAUCCGCUGCGGAGGAUGCCUACCCCGCUGCGGGGAUAACCGCCAGGCGAGAUGGUCGUUACUCUCUUCCUCGUCACAUCCCGCACCGCGACGACCCCUCGGCACCCAUGAAGCCCCCGUUGAUGAAGCCAAAACCGGCCAAAGCAAGGCGGAAAGAGGCCACUGAGCGAGAGAAUGUACUGGCGCGUCGGGUUCGCCUGGACGCGCUCGUGUGUGGUUGAUCUUGGCCGGAACCAGAGCUUCUCCUUCGGCCUGGGCGGCUCCGAUGAGCAGCUCUCGUUUUAUGGGUACAUCAUCGCCUACCCUCUGCAGGACUACGGCGGGAUCAUGUCGGCCCUUGGGUCGGACUCGUGGUGGCGGAAAACGCUUUAUCUUGCCGGGGGCGCUCUGCUUGCCACCGCUGCCUAUCUAUUGCACGAGCUGCUCGCCAUCAGGAAAGAACAGGAGCUGAACUCUAAAGAUGCCAUCAUCCUUCACCAGUUCUCCAGGCCCAAGAGUGGAGUCCCUUCCCUCUCCCCCUUCUGCCUCAAGAUAGAAACCUACCUACGCAUGGUAGACCUACCCUACCAGAACUACUUUGAUGGGAAGCUUUCUCCCCAGGGGAAGAUGCCAUGGAUAGAGUACAACCAGGAGCAGGUGUCUGGUACAGAGUUCAUCAUCGACUUCCUGGAGGAGAAGCUGGGCGUGAGCCUCAACAAGAACCUCAGUUCCCAGGAGAAGGCUGUGUCCCGGGCUGUCACGAAGAUGGUGGAGGAACACUUCUACUGGACCAUAGCGUACUGUCAGUGGGUGGACAACCUGGAGGAGACACAGAAGAUGCUGGCGGUGAGCGGGCCGCUGAGUGACCUACUCAAGUGGAUCCUGAGUCACCUGACCGGCGGCAUCGUGAAGAGAGAGAUGUACGGCCACGGGAUUGGACGGUUCACCAAGGAGGAGGUCUACACUCUGAUGGAGAAAGACAUGCGGACGCUGGCCACCCUGCUCGGUGAUAAGAAGUACCUGAUGGGUCCUAAGCUGUCCAUGGUGGAUGCCACUGUGUUCAGCCAUCUAGCCCCUGCUAUGUGGACCCUGCCGGGCACACGGCCAGAGCAGCUCAUCAAAGGCGAGCUGAUCAACCUGGCCAUGUACUGUGAGAGGAUCCGCCGGCGCUUCUGGCCCGAGUGGUUCGUUGAUCUGGAGGACUUCUGUUACGAUGACACCACAGAGGACGAUGGCUCCCUGUCCAAACUCCAAGACCUGGGGCUGUAUUCCCGCACAGACACCUUCCAGGAUGAGGCCAGUCCUCCUCACACACACACACACACACACACAAUCUCCCCAGACAGUGACCGCACAGGCCACUCGCUCUACGACUCGGACAUGGACACGGAGUGCUCCGAGAUGGAGCCGCUCAAGUGUUGACUGCCAUAUGACUCACACACAACACACACACUCCGCCCCCAUACAGUGCCCUCUACCUGUUGAGGAGGGAAUAACUACUGGGGAGCAUUUCUAUUGCCAGUGGCUGUUGUUGCCUGUGCUAAUGAGGGAUGGUAUCAGAGCUUCUACACACAAUGUGCUAGAGGAACAAAAACUGAAUAUUGAGAUAAAGGAAUAGCAAGAUAGAGAAAAUAAGGGUAAUAUAGCAAUAGAGAAAGAGCCCGAGAGGGAUAGAGAGAGGAAACGAUCAACCUGGAAGAGAUAAAAGGGGAAGAGAGAAGGAUGGAGAAAAGAGUUGCAAAAGAAAGAUCAGGAAUUAAUGACGCAAUCACUGAGAAACUCCUCCACCUGGGUGAUGUCAACACCUGUCGCCCAGUUUCCUGUUGCCGAGUUGCUCUUACCACGGCAACCGUGUGUGUGUUACCUGUGUUCCCCAAUUGAGCUGCAUUGCCCCAACCAUGUGUGUUUGACAUACUGACCCCCUGACUUGCAUCCUUGCAAAAUAUGAGUCAUUAUAUUGAUAUUAUAUAUGAUAUGUGGGGAACUGUUCAGGCAAGAUGUGAAUGAGUACAGUUUAAUAUGAGUAUAAAUAGUAUAGAUAGCCUGCAAAUUAUAUAUAUUAUCCCAAUGUCCUAUAAUGUAAAUACUCUGUGUGGUUCUUCUGUACAACCUCUCAGUGCUUGUUUGAUAUGACCAAACUUCCUGGUGACCUUCAACUAACCCCUUGUGCUGGUCUAGGUUUUAGAAAUUCUAAUGCAUCUAUUUCUACCCAGAUGACUGACACUUUGCAUCUGCAGUCAGGUCUUAACCCAUCAUUGAGUAUUUCUUCAGUCCUUUGUAGAAUGGUCAGUGAUGUUGAGGGCGAGUUUCAGAUGCUGUGGAUUGAGGGGACAUCUCAAUAAUCUAAAGUGGAUUCAUCUCAAUAAUCUAAAGUGGCUUCCUUUCCUCAUCUCCUCUCCUUCAUCUGCACAGAUCUGAAAACAUAGGUGAAAGCAAUAUGGUAGAUGAUUACUGGAACUUUAUUCCACUUGUCCAAUUCUUUCCCAUCAGAUGAAGAAGAGGAGGAGAGGCUGCUACAUGAGAUCUUUAGUUGUGUGUAUGUACAUUCAGCCAUUGAGAGCGGAUGAAAUAACCAUGUAGAAAUAGACUAAAUAGACUAGAUAUACUUGGAGGUGCAUGGCUAAUAGGUGCCAAUGAAAAUCACACUACCCGGCUGGUUAUCUGUUAUCUACGUUUCUACGCUUCCCUGUUUUAAUGUUUAUUGUGAUGCAGUGUGUGUGUGUGUGUGUGUGUGUGUGCCUCAGGCCAGAGAAAGCGCACAAAGAUGCAAUAGAUUGAAAUAACUAUUAGGCCUUUGCCCAGCCUCUCUGUUCUCAUCAAAUACAUGGUGUGUCUACUCCCCUUUUAGAAUGAAUUGAUUCUAGAAAUAGAAGGAAUAGAAUGGCCAUUGUUACUUAUAGCAUCAGUUCACUCAGUGCUAUGCAUGAAACAACUACUAUAAUUCACAGUGUUGAUUGCCAGUCUUAUUUAAUAGUAGGCUACAGUAUGUGGAAUAGUGAAACAGUCUACUCUAAUCUUUCUAUUUCUAGUGCGUCGCUGAUGUAUGAUGGUGAGAUGUGGACAUUACAAGUGUUUGUCAUUCAGCGGACGCUUGUGGGUCCUGUGUGUGCGUGUAACAGAGGGUGUAGAAUUCUGUCCAUAUGGUGCAUCAAUGAGUCAUCGUACCUCGUGAGUUGAUUUUGAGGCGUACACCAUUUAUUCAUGCUGGGUGCUAACAGCUGACCCUAUACAGAUACAGACACAGAUACAGCCAGAUACAGAUACAGCCAGAUACAUACAGAUACAGCCAGAUACAUACAGAUACAGCCAGAUACAGAUACAUACAGAUACAGACACAUAUACAUACAGAUACAUACAGACACAUAUACAUACAGACAGAUAGCGACACAGAUGCAGACACAGAUACAGCCAGAUACAGAUACAGCCAGAUAUAUACAUACAGACACAUAUACAUACAGACAGAUACCGACACACAGACACGUACAGACACACAGAUGCAGAUACACAGACACAUACAGACACAUACAGAUACCGACACGGACACAGAUACAGACACAGAUACAGACAUAGAUAUAGAUACAGAUAUAGAUACAGACACAGACACGGAUACAGACACGGAUACAGACACAGAUACAGACAUAGAUAUAGACACAGAUAUAGAUACAGAUAUAGAUACAGACACGGAUACAGACACAGACACGGAUACAGACACAGACACGGAUACAGAUACUGAUACAGAUACAGCUACAUGGCCAAAGUGGAACACACAGAGACAGGACUCUCAUCUGUUCUAACGGUCGCAGCGGAGAAUAGUAAUGAAAGUAUUGGGUUCUCUUCAGGGCAGGUGUAGACGUUAGUAUGGAAAAGAUGAUGAUUGUAAUGGUUAUGAUGGUGAUGUUUAUGAUGAUAGGAUGAAGAUCCUCUGCAAACCUUAUUAAGAAGUUAACUCUCCUGACCACAUCUUACUACAACACACAGUCACAGUGACACAUCAGCCUUUGUGUGUAGACGAUGCAUCAGUCUGUCACUGUCUGUGCCCCUAUACCCUGCCUGCAUGUUUCUGGCCUUCACUUAUACGAGCCAUGUGAGAGACGCAGUCUUAUGGACUUACUGUAAGGCCUUGGUGUUUACCUUUUAAGCCAGUGAAAGCAUAUUAUUUAUGUAUUUUACAUGUACAUUAUUUAUUUUCUAUUUAUUUGUUUUCUAAUGAUUUGUUUUCUAUUUGUUUUGUGUAUUCAUGUUUAUUGAUACUGUUGGUUUACAUUUGGAGGUGUUGUUAUAUUGAGGCAUUAUUUGACACUAUUAGUAAUGUAGCUAUUUAUUUUCUUAGAUUUUUGUACUUUUGUUCUAUUGCUGCCAAUUACGUUUUUGUUCAGAUUCUCUCCUAUUUGAACACGGUAAAGAGUGGAGUGUGAUUGUAUGUCUAUGUUGUGUGCGGUCCUCUUAUUCUACUGGAACUGGGUUGCCAUUGGUUUGUCAGAACUAUGUUAUAAUCUAAAUCUCAACCUGAAGCAAACCUCUCUUAAUGGUUGCCAGAAUCGUGACAUGUUCAAUGUUUGAUGAAUGCUGAACUAACAAUGCUGAACUGUUUGGUGAAUGCUGAACUUUGGUAGUUGGGUUUAGGCUUGAGUCUAAACCCAACCACCAAAUGACCUGUGAGUUUCAUUGGGGCAUGCUUAUGUCCCUUAUCUAGUACACUGGCGUAGCAAACACACCUGCAGCUUGUGGGUCCCCAAUCCCCCCCGCAAAUGAUUAUUUUUGGGGGUACUAAUCUAACAUAUGGAAUUGUUUUAAGAUGGUCAAACCAUGGGUCAAACCAUAGCCCAUUGAAACAGAUUAAAUAACGCCUUUAUAAAUGACAAAAAAAGACAGUAAAAAUAUAAAUAAUAAGGAUUUGAAGUGUCUUGUCCUACACCUAGGAGAUAUAAGAAAGCUCUGGAAAUAUAUAUACUUAAUUUUCUUCACAUAUUUAACCCCUUAUUUUUUGAGGCACAAAACUACCUUUCUACUUCCAUGCAUUUUAUGGGUUACAGUCAGAUGAGUGAUGGUCCUAGAGCAAAACUGACACUGUCAGUCUCCCCGUUCCAUAGAUUGGUCAUAAGAGUUUGUAUCCAUUCGGACGCUACAGAGGUUUUCGUGAGAAGACCGAUUUUUAAGACGUUUCAUGAUCUGAUAAAGAUGGCUGUACCUCGGCCACCUUCAGUUGCAGGUGCGGAAGGCCGACAUAGGCAGAUGUGGUUGAUUGAGACGUAGCCCAGGCAGGAAACCUGAUAUCUCUAUUUUAAACUGACAGAUUUUGAUGGGGAUUUUUUGAUAAUGUGAUUUAGAUUGAUGCACGUGUCAGUCUGUAUCAUGGAAAGAGCAGGGGUUCUUAACGUUUUGUAUGAUCAGUGUAUGUCAACUCUGUCCGACAUCAUAAAAGGCAUUUCAUUUUUACAA
Oncorhynchus masou masou (cherry salmon) is the source of this 5437-nucleotide messenger RNA. RefSeq names its product failed axon connections homolog. The record is from RefSeq and is a predicted model, not a curated record. NCBI's taxonomy places the organism in Eukaryota, Metazoa, Chordata, Actinopteri, Salmoniformes, Salmonidae. The transcript has 6 exons. The coding region runs from base 194 to 1420 and encodes 408 amino acids. Gene Ontology annotation, cellular component: cytoplasm.